AUGGAGGAUUCAGGGUACAUGAAACCACCAGAGAGCUUUGACGAGAUAUCAAGGUUGGAAGCUGUCUCCAAAUAUAGGGAUUUGGAACAUUGGAGUAGUUCUAAAUUUUUUACGAAGUUAUUGUCGAGAUUGAAGAGAGAUUUCAAAGUGUGUGGUGUGUCGAUUUCAUUGGUUGAUAAUCUCAAGUGUUACUACAAGUUUGAGACAUGUUUGGGCAUAUCUGCUAUUCCACGAUGUGUUGCAAUAGAUUCCCAUGCUAUAUUAUCAAAUGGUUAUUUUCUAUUAUUAGAUGCAACUCAGGAUUGGAGGACCCGUACCAAUCCAUUGGUUGCAGGAUCCCCGUAUUUGAAGUUCUAUUGUGGUGUGCCAUUGUUGACAGGAAAAGGACAGGUUAUUGGAAUAUUAGCCAUAUUUGACAAUCAUUCAAGAAAAGCGUUUAAUGAAGAGUCAUGUAACUCGUUAAUUUUAUACAGAGAGGAAAUCAUGAAACAUUUAAAUCUGCCCUUUGAGGAUAAAUAUCGUCAACCUUACCAAGGAAUUACCGACUCGUUGUUAUUAUAUGGAAAUAGAACAAAGGUGGACUCUUUGGUGGAAUUAAGAAUGGAGUUGGGAAGACCGACAACAAACAAGUCAUCAUUAGCUUACGAAAAGGACGGUUCUGGGGGGCCCUACAAUCAGAAUCAAAAUAUACGUUUCUAUGCCUUUAACAAGAAGAUUAAACGGGAAUACUCAACCCAUGAAACAGAAAAGAAGAAAAAGCCUCAACGAAGUGAUUUACUUGAUGACCAGAGUUCAGGGCAUCAACAGAAAUCCUCUGCAUCCCCAGACAUCUUCGAUGAUAAGAAAAUGUGGCAUAUGCUUUUCAAGAUUGGUUCAUUGAAAAAAGCUGCAGUUACGUUAUCAAGCAUACUUUCUAUGUCUUAUGACUACGAUUUGGUGUAUAUUUUGGAGAUUAGAGUAGCUGAAAAGUGCCGGAUCUUGGGUGACUAUUUUCCACCUGGUGUUGAUAAGGUUGAUUUAGACCAGUUCAAAUUUGCAAACAAGCUUGUAAAGUCAAGAAAAUUACCAGACGAGUUCAUGACAAGGUUAGUUGGUCACCACGAUCAACGCAGCUCCAGCUUAAUUCCGCCGUCGAAGGUUGAACAGUUCUAUCAGCACUCAAUACACUACAAAGCUUUCAUAUCUGAGUUUGGGUUGGAAUAUACAAACGUCAAACGUGAUACAUUAUAUAAUCAUGGUUUGCUAAUUCCCUUCUUUAGACACGAUUCAAAAUUGGUGAGAAAUUCCGUUGCUAGAAAGGAUAAAAAUGCCAAGUAUGUGGACUUGUAUUUGAGAAGUGGUGGUUUCUUGAUUGUCUUAUUUUCGGGAAAAAUCAAGCUGGUCGAUAGUGAGACGGUGUCUGCUAUAUUCAAUCACGCAUGUACCUAUAGAAAGAUUUAUGUCAGCUCUCAAUAA
Messenger RNA from Lodderomyces orthopsilosis Co 90-125, 1455 nucleotides. RefSeq lists its product as uncharacterized. Bases 1 to 1455 code for a protein of 484 amino acids. The transcript has a single exon. The record is from RefSeq and is a predicted model, not a curated record. NCBI's taxonomy places the organism in Eukaryota, Fungi, Ascomycota, Pichiomycetes, Serinales, Debaryomycetaceae.